This is a messenger RNA of Photinus pyralis (common eastern firefly), 2066 nucleotides long. RefSeq names its product RNA exonuclease 5-like. Gene Ontology annotation, cellular component: nucleus. The transcript is spliced from 3 exons. Lineage: Eukaryota; Metazoa; Arthropoda; Insecta; Coleoptera; Lampyridae. Bases 125 to 1996 code for a protein of 623 amino acids. Gene Ontology annotation, molecular function: exonuclease activity; nucleic acid binding. The record is from RefSeq and is a predicted model, not a curated record.
CCUCAAAAAACAAAAACGUUAACCUACAAAAUUGAAGUCUUUUAAGCAUGGUUCCUUUGAAAUAUUUGUGGUUUUAUACUUAUCUUACUUAAAUUUAAAUCUCUUGAAUUGAAGCAAUAAUAAGAUGCGUAAAGACUCAAAGAUUUUAAAAAGGAAACUUCGACAAGAGAAAAAAUGCCAAAAAUUAUCGGCGUUACUUGAGAUAACAAAAUUAAACGACGAAGAUCGUUUGAAAAAGUUAGCUCUAACAACUAACGGUGAACCGGCUGCAAACCGAAUCUGUACUGAAGAUCCCUCGAAAACACAAGCAACAGGUCCUGCAGGAAAACCUCUACUACACAACGAAGAGUAUCUUAAGCUAAAACAACAAUUAAAGGAACGUAAAGCACUCUUGGAUAACUAUCCCAAAUUUCGACUGCGGGAAAUCGGCCAGAGAGCAACAUUAGAUAUAGAGAGCGGCGACAGAAUACCAAUUUAUUUUCCUGAUUUGCAACAUUUAUUGCUUUACUCUCAGAUCGGGCAUCACUCCCCUUACGCACCGUCACGAUGGUGUCAGCUGGAGAAAUUCAACCGAUUGGAGCACACAAAUGUGUUGAUUGUCGAAAAUCUUUCCAUGUACCACUACCAAUCAUACGAGACGCUGUUCCCGUAUUUGCAUUCGAAUUUUGCGCACAAACUAGAACUUAUAACUCCUGAAGCUUACCACAGUGAUUUAGUGCAAGAACUGGUGACUGUACCGUUAACGGGUCAACAAACUAGAAACAUUAUUUCCGAGCAUGGAUCGUUGGAGAAUGCAGUGCGUGACAGUUCGAAUGUGUUUGAUAGGGUUAACAGUGCAUUUCCAGUAAAGGAAAAAGUGAAACGGUCAAAUUCGGGUAGUAUUCCAGAAACUGAUCGAUUUUCUCGGACAGACUUGCUAUUGUCAGGUUGGCAGAUGAUCGAAGAAAAUUUUCCCAUGCCUAUCGAUGGACUGACGACAACUAAGUAUGCUGAAUAUGUGAUGACGAAAGACGUUUAUAAGGACGUGACACCCUUCAGUCCCAUGUUUGCUGUAGAUUGUGAAAUGUGUCUCACUUCUGCGGGGUCGGAGUUAACUCGAAUAUCUAUCGUGGACGAGGAAUGUACACCGAUCUAUGAUGAGCUGGUAAAGCCGAAACAUCCCAUCAAAGAUUACCUCACAAAAUAUUCCGGAAUCACUCCUAACAUGAUGAAGCAUGCGCAAAAGGAACUAAAAGAUGUACACGAGGAUUUAAGAAGAAUGCUACCGCCUGAUGCGAUUUUGGUAGGACAAUCUUUAGGGGGCGACCUGCACGCUAUGAAAAUGAUGCACCCGUACGUAAUCGACACGAGCGUUAUUUACAACAUAACGGGAGACCGUAAACGAAAAACGAAACUGCAAACGCUCGCUCGCGAGUUUCUAAACUUGAGAAUUCAGGACAGUCGAAAGGGACAUUGUUCUACAGAGGACAGUGGCGCCUGCUUGAGAUUGGUUAAACACAAACUCUUGCACGACAUAUCCUACGGAGACGCCGUCAUGACGAACAUUGCCACACAAAUUAAUUGCUACACUGCCCUUGGUAAUCCAAAUUAUGGCACUAGUUUCUUAAAACACAUUACGAAAGUUGACAGGACUGCUCAGGUCGUCUCAUUGGAAGGUAUCAUCGAGAAAUAUCGCCAUUACACCUACAAAUCUCAUGAAUCGGUCAUAGAGAAAAUUAGUUGUGUGGCGGAAAAUAAUAAUGACCUCGUCAUUGAUCGCCUAUGCAAACGCGCGGAGAAUUUCUCGUUUAAUAUCGGCCAUGUAGCUUUUACAGACGAUGAUCUAAAUAGUAAAGUGCAAGAUACCUGUAGGAAAGUUAACGAGUGGGCAGAGCGAAUACAGAAGAGUUCGAAAGAGCCCGGACUGUGUGUUGUUGUUCUUGGGGGACAUCAUGUAUGGAGGAACGGUUGUUGUUUCAUCUCUAUGAGUAAAUGUUCUCAUAAAAACCUUUUGUAAAUUUUUAAUUUAAGAUAGAUGUAUCUAUCUACGGAAUCAUUUUGUUAAAAUAAAUUUGUUAGUUGUUUAA